ACAUCCGGAAGCUACCGCUGACCCGGAAGCUGAUUGGCCGAUUGUUAAACGAGACAUUUUCCGCCUAAAGUGUGUGCGAUUCGCCCGAUAAAGAGAGGUGGAAACUAGGGGAUUUUUGUGUGUAAUUAAUCAAGCAAGGGAAACGUGGAAUACGAGAAGGGUGGAACUGUGUCUAAAACCAAAAGGAAAAGACAUGGACUCUCCAAGCAGAAGUCCAGCUCCGGAAGAACACAAUGGAGAAUCCGGUGAGGUGCCACAGCAUUCUUCCUCUGUUCCCAGAAGUCCCAAAGAAGGAAAAGGAGGAGAAGCAAAAGUUGGUCCAUCAGGCAGCGAAGCGUCCAGCGGCUCAGAGAGCAGCAGUGAUGAUGAACACAAUGUGGCCAUGAGGAAGAUCAGGAGCAGCGUGGCUCAGAUCAGAAGAUCCAAAUCCAGGUCCAGGUCCAAGUCCAAGGAACAAGAUCUGCCAGAAGCUGGAGAGCUGAACAAAUCCAGCUCCGUUGAGAGGGACAGGUCCAAAUCAAGAUCAAGGGAGCAAGAAAGAUCGAGGUCCAAAAGCCAAGACAGGUCUAGGUCUAAGGGAAGAGGCAGGUCUAGAGGCAGAGACAGAUCAAGAUCAAAGGGACGAGACAGAUCCAGGUCAAGGGGACGAGACAGAUCCAGGUCAAGGGGACGAGACAGAUCAAGGUCAAGGGGACGAGACAGAUCAAGAUCCAGAGAGCGGGACAGGUCAAGGGGACGAGACAGGUCCAGGUCUAGAGAGCAUGAUCGAGACCGGCCACAUUACGACAGAGGACGCUACACACGGGAUCGCUACAUGGGUCGCCAUGACGAUGGAGAUCAGCGCUCAGACAACCACAGGAGUCGCAACCGUGGCCCCUCCUCGGCAGCGGCCGACGAGCCUCCAGUCAAGAAGAAGAAGGAGGAACUGGACCCCAUCCUCACCAGGACCGGCGGGGCUUAUAUCCCGCCCGCCAAGCUACGCAUGAUGCAGCAGCAGAUCACAGACAAGAGCAGCCUGGCUUAUCAGAGGAUGAGCUGGGAGGCUCUGAAGAAAUCCAUCAAUGGUCUGAUCAACAAAGUCAAUGUGUCCAACAUCGUCAAUAUCAUACAGGAAAUCCUGCAGGAGAACAUUGUCAGGGGGAGGGGUCUGCUGGCUCGCUCUGUGCUGCAGGCUCAGGCGGCUUCGCCCAUCUUCACUCACGUGUAUGCUGCCGUCGUGGCCAUCAUCAACUCCAAGUUCCCUCAGAUUGGAGAGCUUAUUCUCAAACGCCUCAUCUUGACCUUCAGGAGGAGCUACCGCCGCAACAUCAAGCAACAAUGUCUUACGUCGUCCAAGUUUGUGGCUCACCUCAUCAACCAGAACGUGGCCCACGAGGUCCUGUGUCUAGAGAUGCUGACUCUGCUGCUGGAGCGGCCCACCGACGACAGCGUGGAGGUGGUGAUCGCUUUCCUCAAGGAGUGCGGCCUCAAGCUGACCGAGGUCUCCCCCCGAGGGAUAAACGCCAUUUUUGAGCGUCUCCGCAACGUCCUCCACGAGUCCGCCAUUGACAAGCGGGUCCAAUACAUGAUUGAGGUGAUGUUCGCCAUCAGGAAGGACGGCUUUAAAGACCACCCCGUCAUCCCGGAGGGUUUGGACCUAGUGGACGAGGAUGACCAGUUCACACACAUGCUGCCGUUGGACGAUGACUACAACACAGAAGACAUCCUCAAUGUUUUCAAGCUUGACCCAAACUUCCUGGAAAAUGAGGAGAAGUACAAAACGCUGAAGAGAGACAUCUUGGACGAAGGCAGCAGUGAUUCUGGCGAGGAAGGAGACGGCAGCGAGGAUGACGACGACGACGAUGAUGACGACGAUGAGAAGCAGGAGGGUGAAGAUGAGAAGGUGACCAUCUUUGAUCAGACUGAGGUCAACCUGGUUGCCUUUAGGAGGACCAUCUACCUGGUCAUCCAGUCCAGUUUGGACUUUGAGGAAUGUGCUCACAAGCUAAUCAAGAUGGACUUCCCUGACAGUCAGACGAAGGAGCUUUGCAACAUGAUACUGGACUGCUGCGCUCAACAGAGGACCUAUGAAAAGUUCUUUGGCCUGCUGGCAGGGAGGUUCUGCCUGCUGAAGAAGGAGUACAUGGAGAGCUUUGAGUCCAUCUUUGCGGAGCAGUAUGAAACCAUUCACAGACUGGAGACCAACAAGCUGAGGAAUGUGGCUCGACUCUUUGCUCACCUCUUCUACACUGACUCUAUUCCCUGGAGUGUGUUGGAGUGUAUCAAGGUCAGCGAGGAGACCACCACGUCAUCAAGCAGGAUCUUUGUCAAGAUUCUUUUCCAGGAGCUAUGUGCCUACAUGGGCCUUCCCAGACUCAAUCAGCGUCUCAAAGAUAUGACUCUGCAGUCAUUCUUUGAAGGUCUUUUUCCUCGUGAUAAUCCCAGGAACACUCGCUUUGCUAUCAACUUCUUCACGUCCAUUGGUCUGGGUGGACUGACGGACGAGUUGAGGGAACAUCUGAAGAACGCCCCAAAGAUGAUCAUGACCCAGAACCAGGAAGUGGAAUCCUCUGACUCCUCUUCCUCAGGCUCAUCUUCAUCAUCCUCUGACUCCUCCUCCUCAGAGUCCUCCAGCGAAUCGGACUCUUCAGACUCGUCGUCCAGCAGCAGCAGCAGCAGCAGCUCAGACUCAGACUCCAAACACAAGAAGAAGAGGAGGAAAGGACAAAGCGAAAGGAAGACUGAGAAGGUAAAGAGGAGGAAGAAGAAGAGUUCUGACCAGCGCCAGCCGCCCGUAAACCACAAAGACCACGACAGGCAGGACAGGAAGGGCCGUACACGUGAUAAUGACGAGGAACGCACACGAGAGAGCCAUCACCACCACCGCAGCAACAGCAGCAGCAGGCGAGACGACAGGAGGAGGGAAAACCAGGAGGACGAAAGGGCCAGGCGGAAAAAGGACCACGAGGGCCGGAAGAGAGACGAGGUGGGGGAGAAAAGGGGGAGGGAGGAGGACAGGAGCAGGAGGGAUGGGCAAAAGAAUAAGGAGAACAGAGACGGGAACAGAGAGGACAGGAGAAGGAGAUGAAGACUGGCGAGUGUUUCUAAUGCUCAUUUUUAUCUGAGAAAACAAACAUUAAAGUUGUCAUUUUUCAAUG
Messenger RNA from Dunckerocampus dactyliophorus (ringed pipefish), 3137 nucleotides. RefSeq names its product CWC22 spliceosome associated protein homolog (gene cwc22). Gene Ontology annotation, biological process: mRNA splicing, via spliceosome. The transcript has 20 exons. Gene Ontology annotation, molecular function: RNA binding; protein binding. Lineage: Eukaryota; Metazoa; Chordata; Actinopteri; Syngnathiformes; Syngnathidae. Gene Ontology annotation, cellular component: catalytic step 2 spliceosome. The record is from RefSeq and is a predicted model, not a curated record. Bases 194 to 3067 code for a protein of 957 amino acids.